Molecule: messenger RNA, 5062 nt
Organism: Coregonus sp. 'balchen'
Lineage: Eukaryota; Metazoa; Chordata; Actinopteri; Salmoniformes; Salmonidae
Source: the annotation of a GenBank genome assembly
AUGUACUCAGACAGCACACGGACGGGACACUAUGGAUUCAUUCAUCAAAACACAGAUGACUACUGCUACUGCCUUCACUGUGUCCAGUACGAACCCACGCUGUACCAGGAAGGACCAGGGGGGUACAGACCACCACCCACACACCCAGACCACCCAGAGUUGGACAUCAGAGGAGACUUCAGCCUUCCUCCUUUCCCUGUGGAGCCAGAGGAUAUAGAACCUGGACUAGAUAAGUGUGAGAGAGGAGGUGAAGGAAGAGGAGAUGGUGGAGAAGGUGGAGAAGGAGAAGGUGAAGGAGGAGGUGUUAAAGCUGGAGCUGGAUGGGGUGGAGGUGGUCACAGUGCCCCACAGAGGAGGCCAGUGUUCACCGGGCCGGGUCAGUACGGUCAGCCUCAGCCAGGCCAGUUUAGUCCCAGCCACCCCUGGAGCUACAACCCUGCCCAGUGGAGCUGCCCAGCAGAGCCUGGCCUGGGUCUGAGAAUCUACUCCCCUGUGAAAGAACAGUGUGGCUAUGUGGGACGUGGUGGAGGUGGCGCCGCUGGGACAGGGACCGGGACACACCCCUUCAACAGCAUCAGAAACGUGUCAGCCUCAUCACUCCCCCCGGACCUGGCACACACACAGUUCAGGCCUCAGCGGCCCAAACACAGACAAGCUAGCUACAGCUACAGUCUGGAGGAACAGCCGAAACACAGACAGGCUAGCUACGGUCCUGAGAAACAGAUCUGGGAUCAGUCAAAAUACAGGUUAGAAAGCCAGGCUAGCUAUAGUCCACAAGAGCAACACAGACAGGCUAGUCUCAGUUCGGAAGAGCAGGUCUGUGGUCAGUCGAAACACAGGCUAGAAAGACAGAAUAGCUUCAGACCACAAGAAAUACACAGCCAGGCUAGCUAUAUUUACAGUCUAGAAGACAAGCCGAUACACCGACAGACUAGCUACAGUCCAGAACAACAGGUCUGGGAUCAGUUGAAACACAGACAGACUAGCUACAGCUACAGUCCAGAGGUGCAUGUCUGGGGAUGCGCUGGAGAUGAACACUAUCAUUUGGACAGGUGUGUACCGCUUGAACAUGGAGAUUUACACCCCCACAUGCCAAAUGGUGGUGGUCCCAGUCCCAGGCAUGUGUACUCUCAGGGCGUGGGAGAUAGAACUAACUACCAGGAGAGGACUACUAGAUUAAAGGCUGGGGGAGCUGUAGGUGGGGCAGGAGAGGACAGCUGUAAUGUCCCUGCUGGCUCUGGCUCUGUUCAGAAGACUUUCUUUUCCACUGAAGUCCACCAGAGACAGUUGGUCAUUCAGCCCAGGCAGAGGAGUCCUUGUGGGCCUGGCCCUGGCCAUGGAACCCCUAGUCAUGGAGCUACUGGCCCAGUGCAUGGAGCCACUAUAGGCAGGGAAGAGAGAUCCAACCAGAGGGCCAAACAGCCAGCAAGCCAGCGGGUCAACCAGAACCAGGGAGGAGACCCAGACUCAGACCCCCAAAGACAGAGGAAGAAGGAGAAGGAGGGCCAGGGUUCGGUCCGGGAGAACCAGUGUUUUGUCCGGGAAAACCAGGGUUCAGUCCAGCAGAAGGAGGGCUCGGUUCGGGAGCAGAUCAGACAGGUGGUGUCAGACCUGGAGGGGGUCCUGGGUGGUCUCAAACAGGUCCACGUGGAGAUGAAGGAGGUAGGAACCCUUUACUGCAGAUAGCCUGAUUAAUCCAGAGAAAAUGAAAUUGAAAGCAUCCCAAUGUUGUCUUUUGCUUAGACCAUGGUUUAAACCAUUGGUAUAAAAUUGCUAGCUGCUAGCUUUUCUCAUAGGCCAACCUGGCCAAAUUAGCCCCAACGCUGAGGACGGCCAGCUGAGCAUUUCAUCUCAGCCAGUUAAAAUCGUCCACGUUUCACUAAAACACCCUUACCAUAAGUCUACCGGCACAUUCUGAUACUCCAAAAAAAAAAGUCUGGCUAGGUUCCCAAAGUGUCUAGUAGAGGGCGCAGCUACUCCCGGAAUCCACUGAGGUGAAAACUAGCAUCCUCCUGGCUUCACAACUUAUGAAGCUGAUGCAGUAAAAGACACUACAUCUGAUUGUGCUUUCCUGUCAAUUCUGUAACACAUGCUAUUGAUUGACUGGCCUAGCCUUUAUAGACAUUCAGAUCAACAAUAGAGCUAUCGUCAUUGUCCUGGACGAGUUAUUAGCUGGGUUAGCAUAUAUCAACACCAUUUUUGUCCAAUGUUGAUAAGCCUAAUACAGAAAUAUUAAUCACUACAAUGAAUAUAGGUGAAAUUACAAAGACGUAUACACUUAAUUGUACAAGGUUUUAUAUGCAUUUUGAUAAUCGGUUACUUCGUCACGUUUGCACUAUUUUACUCGAGGACCAGCAGUGGAGGGUUUCUCCUUACAUUUACAUUUUAGUCAUUUUAGCAGACGCUCUUAUCCAGAGCGACUUACAGUUAGUGAAUACAUAUAUUUUUUUAUACUGGCCCCCCAUGGGAAUCAAACCCACAACCCUGGCGUUGCAAACGCCAUGCUCUAUCAACUGAGCUACAUCCCUGCCGGCCCUUCCCUCCCCUACCCUGGACGACACUGGGCCAAUUGUGCGCCGCCCAUGAGUCUCCCGGUCGCGGCCGGCUGCGACAGAGCCUGGAUUCGAACCAGGAUCUCUAGUGGCACAGUUAGCACUGCGAUGCAGUGCCUUAGACCACUGCGCCACUGCGUAACCAAAUGGGAUUCGAACUCACAGCCACCAUAUGCCAAUACCACAGAGUAGAUCCCUUUAGUGAUCACACCACCACUCUGGGCUAGCAGUAGUGGGUAAAUUACUGUGAUGACACCACGAGAGUCAUCACCUUUGACUUUUACAAUGUCUGAAUACAAAGUUACAUGUUAUAUAAUCCUCCUACUUUUUUCAGUCAAAUUACAUGGAUGUUUGUUAAAAUUCAAAACCCCUUUUGAAUUUUGUGUGGAAGCAUAUUGUCACACUCCACUUAGACCAUGGGUAACACAUUAAACCAAACAGUUAGCCACCAGGGCAGAUUGUUAAACCAACAAUCUACCUCUGGUGUCUAAAUUGACCUGUUGAACAAAUGUGAUUGGAUGGUGGCUCUACCGUUUAAGGUCUCUGAUAGGUUGAUUCUUUAUUUUGUUACUGAUCAGCUGGCCAUAAUCAGCAUCAUAUUUAAAUUAUUAAGGCUAAUCAUUUUGAGUUCUGUCCAUCUCAUUUUCCAUGGAAUGUACUUACAAGCCCUUAUGGAAAGCCACAUGAAUUUCACAUGUGAUCACAUGUGAAGUGUUCCAAAAACACAUGUGAUCUUACACUGAGUAUACAAAACAUUAAGAACACCUGCUCUUUCCAUGACAUAGACUGACCAGGUGAAUCCAGGUGAACGCUAUGAUCCCUUAUUCACUUAUUAAAUCCACUUAAAUCAGUGUAAAUCAAGGGGAGGAGACAGUUUAAAGAAGGAUUUUCAAGCCUUGUUACAAUUGAGACAUGGAUUGUAUAUGUGAAAUCAUGUGAUUUAUCUGUAAGGGAGGAUCCAGAAACCAUUUUUUAUGGAUAUUUUUUGAGUGUGUUUAUUAUGAAUUGUAAUGAAUGAAAGGUAUGAGUAAAAUAGACAUAGCAUAUAGUCAGAGGAGUUGGCUGAAAUGUACACAGAGAUCAGAGGACGAGGCUAUGUAAACCUUAAGUCCAUGUAUACAUUUCAGUAGGGUCUAUCCUUACAUUGACAUCAGAGAUAAAGCAAACACAUAUCAAUGGAUAUCCUCUCUUUCUGUUUAUGUAACGGUACAUGACAUUUAAAUUACAUUUGCAUUCAGCUCUGUAAAUAAAAUUACAUUGCAGGCUGAUAUGGAACAAGAUAGCAUUGUUUGUAAUUCGCAUCAUUUCUUGUAAUUGCAUUGAUUGAAAGCUAUUCACAUGAACCUUUUGGCUAAAACCAGCUGCUGGAAUUGGCAGAGACACAAGCAGCACUUUAAAGAGCCUGUCUUGAGAUGUGUUCUGAAUUACGGUUUGCUUUUAUGGUGUCCAUAUGCAAUAGGGCUAUAAUAUACUGUACCUUGUAAAAAAUCAUUUGAAAGCCUUUCGUUGUAAAACAAAAUCUAUAUCUCAUGACUCUUAGCUCUUAAGCGACAAUCAACCAACAUGUCAUAUCAUAAUUUACAUUUUACAUUUACAUUUUAGUCAUUUAGCAGACGCUCUUAUCCAGAGCAACUUACAGUUAGUGAGUGCAUACAUUUUCAUACUGGCCCCCUGUGUAUAAUGUUGUGGUAAUUAAUGUAGUAUAAUAUAUUAGUAUACAGUAUUUUAGUAAUGUAGUAUAUUGACUAUGUAUUGUCAUUUAGGUGGUCCAACAGAUUGAUCUGCUGACAGCUAACGUUGACCUGGGAGGGGAAGAGGGAUCAUGUAACAGUUUCCCUCAUGGUGGUGACGCCCUCCCCAACCCCAGAGACUGCAGUGGAGUCCUGAUGUACAAUCAGAAGACUAGUACUGGAGAGCAGGUGUACACCCACACGACUAGUACUGGUGACCUGAAGACUAAUGGAGACCAGGGAUUACUGUACAGAGACCCUGACCAUACUGUGACCAUACAAACUACCUCUCCGUCCCAUGUCCUCACCGCAUCAGUUAUCAAAACCAACCGGGUCGGGGUCAUAGCUCUGAGCCCCCUGAGCCCGAGCCCUUCCAAAGAACCCAAACAGGAAAGACGGGGGCUCAACGGAGACCCUCCUAUACCUGGCCCUUGUCCUUCCAGAGACAUAAACCAUGUGACCCAGACCCCUUGGCUAGAACGCACACCCUCCCUACCUCUACCCUUACGGACUCACACCCCUAACCCCACAGCCAUGGUUGGAUACAGUGUCCCGUCUCUUAGGAGCCAGAAACCACCGCUGUACCCCCACCCAAACGGACGGGUGGAGAGGCUCAAUAAGGGUCCGGCUCAACCACCCUAACCGGUCCACCCAGCCCUGCCGGUCCUGCCCCACCUGGCCCAGCCACCCUACCCUACCCACCCUAACCACCCUGCCCUGCCUCCCAGUGCCCUGAAGACACCCCACUACCUGGAGAAAAGCAGACCGAGCUCCAGCAUG